UGCAAAGACUGUUGGGUAAUCGUGCUUUGACAAUACACGUACAGCGAGGAUUAGUAGAUUAGCUGUUGACUGAAUUCUCUGCUAAAUUCUGUAAAAGUAUGAUGUCAAAUGUUGGCAGAAGAAGUUCGAGGAUACUUCAGAAUAUUCCUGUAUGCCGUCAGGUUCUUUCUACGGGAUAUCACGCCAAGGUGAUCGACCAUUAUGAGAACCCCAGAAAUGUUGGAUCAAUGGACAAAGAUGAUGAAAAUGUGGGAACAGGCUUAGUCGGUGCACCUGCUUGUGGUGAUGUCAUGAAGUUACAGGUUCGAGUUGAUGACAAUGGUAACAUUGUUGAUGCAAAAUUUAAAACAUUUGGUUGUGGUUCAGCUAUUGCAUCUAGCUCUCUUGCUACAGAGUGGGUUAAAGGAAAGAAUGUAGAAGAUGCCUUAAAGAUCAAGAACACAGAUAUUGCAAAGGAACUUUCAUUACCACCUGUUAAACUACACUGUUCUAUGUUGGCUGAAGAUGCCAUCAAAGCUGCCCUUAAUGACUACAGAAUCAAAAAAGAAGAGUCAACACCCAAAGUUGCAAAACAAAACUGAUCUUUGAAGAAUCUAUGAAGGAUAUUUUUGAUUGGUUGUGUAUAAAUAUGUUGGUAAAGGUUUGUUGUAUGAAUUUAAGGGACACUUGUUUUAUCCUGGCAAAGCAGCAUAACUAUCCCCUUGCCAUUGUCAAUAACUCAAUUGUCAAAGCCUAAACCACAUAAUCUAACUUGUUAUAUAAGUAACUGAUCAAACUAUCUAAUCAAAGUAAACCAAAAUAAUUGCAUAUAACUAUAUCUUACAGUGUAUAUUAUUUGAUUAAUGGUGAUGCUUUACUGAUGCUUUACAUUUUUCCCAAUAUAUAAACAAUUAUCUUUGCCAAAGUAA
Molecule: messenger RNA, 908 nt
Organism: Xenia sp. Carnegie-2017
Lineage: Eukaryota; Metazoa; Cnidaria; Anthozoa; Malacalcyonacea; Xeniidae
Product: iron-sulfur cluster assembly scaffold protein IscU-like
Exons: 5
Coding region: 99-581 (160 amino acids)
Biological process (GO): intracellular iron ion homeostasis; iron-sulfur cluster assembly
Cellular component (GO): mitochondrial matrix; cytoplasm
Molecular function (GO): 2 iron, 2 sulfur cluster binding; ferrous iron binding
Source: RefSeq, a predicted model, not a curated record